Aspergillus pseudonomiae is the source of this 509-nucleotide messenger RNA. Its product is annotated as CGR1 family protein. NCBI's taxonomy places the organism in Eukaryota, Fungi, Ascomycota, Eurotiomycetes, Eurotiales, Aspergillaceae. The record is from RefSeq and is a predicted model, not a curated record. The coding region runs from base 117 to 461 and encodes 114 amino acids. The transcript is spliced from 3 exons.
CAGUCCCUCCACCGAGGAAAACCAUAAUUAUAUCAACCGCUUCUCAUCUCUCACUUUCCGAGUUCCGCCUCUUUGCGCCAUUCCACUUGAUCUACGAUUUUCUUUUUCUGCUGGUCAUGUCAUCCACGGUAUCGGCCACUCCGGCUGAUCCCACGAAGGGCAUGCGUAAAAACGGAAAAAACUGGCACGAUACCAAAAAGCCGUUCCGUCCUACCGCUGGUCUGACCUCGUACGAAAAGAGACUGGAGGCUCGCAAGCACCAGGAAGCUGUCAAAGAACACGAACGGGAACUCAAAGAAGAGAAGGAGGCGGAACGGAAGGCGCAUAUCCAGAGAAUCAAGGAGCGUAGGGCUGCGAAGGAGGAGAAGGAACGUUACGAGAAGAUGGCGGCGAAGAUGCAUCGCAAACGUGUCGAACGAUUGAAGCGUAAGGAAAAGCGCAAUAAAUUGCUCAACUCGUAAUUGUGGUGGAAAAAGUCGUCUUGGUUUCUUUUUCUUUUUCUUUUUCUU